GCUCUACUGCCCUGCCCUCUCUCCACACCGCCCCACUACUGCCCCUCCACAUCCAGCUGUCACAAUGCCGCUCCACCUCAGAAUGGUCAUCACCUAAAGAUUCCCAUGCGUCCAGUGAGCGACGAGUCGGACGGACCUGCUCCUCCUGUAAGCUUCUCGCGCCCCCACCCCCCAGUGGGCCCCCUACCCACCUCUGAGAUGUCCCUGCUCCACUCGCUGGGCCCAGUGCAGAACUGGCUGGGCCAGGAGCUGGAGAAGUGCGGGAUCGACGCCCUGAUCUACACCCGCUACGUCCUCAGCCUGCUCCUGCACGACAGUUACGACCUGCAGGAUCAGGUGGGUUUCCAGCAGUAGCAAUGUGUUGUUUAAACAUGAUGGUAUCUAGUUCCCCCACUUGGUUAAAGCAAUAUCAGUUCCCAUUGGUUGUAGUGACCAUAUCAUUGUGACAAGAAGGGAAAGGGGAUACCUAGUCAGUUGCACCAACUGAAUGCAUUCAACCAAAAUGUGUCUUCCACAUUUAACUCAACACCUCUGAAUCAGAGAUCAUAACAAGGCAAGCCAAAGGCAGUGCCUAAAGUUAUUUAUAAGAGAUCGUACACAAAAUGUUUUCUCAGGACUCUUUUGUUGAAGAUGUAUAAAAUGUAUGUUGGUCUGAUGUAUAUAAGGAGGAGAAUACAGAUGCAGUAUUUGUAUAAUUAUUCUUGCCAAUUGUUGGCGAACAUGCACCUGUUUUGAGAAACUCUGUGAGAACUGUUAGAGCCCCCUGGAACGCUGAUGAAUUGAAAAAUGUUAUGGUUCAAAGAAAUUAUGCAAAAAAAGGUGGCAAACAAGUCAGGCUGCUCAGCUGAUUAGUUGACAUACCGUCAAUUGAGAAAUUUUGUGACUAAACUUAACAAAAAAAUGAAAUUAUAUUACCAAAACAAGAUAAAUGACAUAAAAAAACUAUGGAGAAAAAAAAACAUUAACUUAAAUUUUAUUAUGGGCAGAACACACAAUUAAUCUCCAUGAAUUUAAGUUGAUGGGUCAUUUAUAACAACCGUUUGAUAUACAGUGCCUUAAGAACUUAUUCACACCCCUUGAUUUAUUCCACAUUUUGUUACAGCCUGAAUUCAAAAUGGAUUAAAUAUACUUUUCUCUCGCGCAUUUUUAAAAACAUUUUUAGUCAUUUAGCAGAUGCUCUUAUUCAGAGCGACUUAGUUAGUGAGUGCAUACAUUUUCAUACUGGCCCCCCGUGGGAAUGGAACCCACAACCCUGCCGUUGCAAGCGCCAUGCUCUACCAACUGAGUUACACAGGGCCAACUACGCAUCUACACACAAUACCCCAUAAUGACUAAGUGAAAACAUGUUUUUAGAAAUUUAUUGAAAAUAAAAUGGAUACUUUUGUAUAUAUAGUGUAUGUGGACACACCUUCAAAUGAAUGGAUCCGGCUAUUUCAGCCACACCCGUUGCUGACAGGUGUAUAAAAUCGAGCGCACAGCCAUGCAAUCUCCAUAGACAAACAUUGGCAGUAGAAUGGCCUAACUGAAGAGCUCAGUCACUUUCAAUGUGGCACCGUCAUAUAAUGCCACCUUUCCAACAAAUCAGUUCGUCAAAUUUCUGCCCUGCUAGAGCUGCCCCGGUCAACUGUAAGUGCUGUUAUUGUGAAGUGGAAACGUCUAGGAGCAACAACUGCUCAGCUGUGACGUGGUAGGCCAGACAAGCUCACAGAAUGGAACCGCUGAGGGCUGAAGCGUGUAGCGUGUAAGCAAUGUCAGCACAAUAACUGUUCAUUGGGAGGUCAUGAAAUGGGUUUCCAUGGCCGAGCAGCCCCACACAAGCAUAAGAUCACCAUGCAGAAUGCCAAGCGUCGGCUGGAGUGGUGUAAAGCUCGCCGCCAUUGAACUCUGGAGCAGUGGAAACGCGUUCUCUGGAGUGAUGAAUGAAGCUUCACCAUCUGGCAGUCCGACGGAAGAAUCUGGGUUUGGAGGAUGCCAGGAGAACGCUACCUGCCCGAAUGCAUGCCAACUAUAAAGUUUGGUGGAGGAGAAAUAAUGGUCUGGGGCUGUUUUUCAUGGUUCGGGCUAGGCCUCUUAGUUCCAGUGAAGGGAAAUAUUAACGCUACAGUAUUCAAUGACAUUCUAGACGAUUCUGUGCUUCCAACUUUGUGGCAACAGUUUGGGGAAGGCCCUUUCCUGUUUCAGCAUGAAAAUGCCCCCGUGCACAAAGCAAGGUCCAUACAGAAGUGGAACGCCCGACUGCGAGCCAGGCCUAAUCUCCCAACAUCAGUGCCCGACCUCACUAAUGCUCUUGUGACUGAAUGGAAGCAAGUCCCUGCAGCAAUGUUCCACAAUCUAGUGGAAAGCCUUCCCAGAAGAGUAGAGGCUGUUAUAGCAGCAAAGGGGGGGACCAACUCCAUAUUAAUGCCUAUGAUCUUUGAAUGAGAUGUUCGAGCAGGUGUCCACAUACUUUUGGUCAUAUAGUGUAUCUAAUUUAUACAAGUAUUCCCACCCCUGAGUCAAUACUUUGUAGAAGCACCUUUUGGCAGUGACUACAGCUGUGAGCCUUUCUGGAUAAGUCUAAGAGCUUUGCACACCUGGAUUGUACAAAAUAUGCCCAUUUUAUUCUUUUUACAAUUCUUCAAGCUCUGUCAAGUUGGUUGUUGAUCAUUGCUAAACGGCUAUUUUCAAGUCUUGCCAUAGAUUUUAAAGCCGAUUUCAGUCAAUUGUAACUAGACCACUCAGGAACAUUCAACGCUUUGGUAAGCAACUCUUGUGUUUUAGGUUAUUGUCCUGCUGAAAGGUGAAUGUGUCUCCCAGUGUGUUGGAAAGCAGACUGCACCAGGUUUUCCUCUAGGAUUUUGCCUGUGCUUAGCUCAAUUCUGUUUCUUUUCUUUCUAAACUCCCUAGUCCUUGCCGAUGACAAGUAUACCCAUAAUAUGAUGUGUCAGAAUGGGUAAUUAACAAUAAACUGGUCUUAAAUACAUCUAAAACCAAAAUAGUUGUAUUUUAUUCAAAGCAUUCUCUUAGACCUAAACCUUAACUGGAGUUGUGCAUAAAGGGUGUUGAAGAAGUUGAACUCCUAGCAUUGGAUAGUCAGUUAUGAUGGUCAAGUCAUAUUGACAAAGUUGUUGUGAAGAUGGUGAGAGGUAGCCUAUGUCUGUUUAUAAAAAAUAAAAUAAAAUAUGUUCUGCGUUUUUGACACAGGUCAAUUGUCCCAUAUUGAUUACUGUCCGGUAAUAAAAAAAAUAUAAAAUAGUUUAAUUAUUUAACCAGGUAAGUCAGUUACGAACAAAUUCUUAUUUACGAUGACUAUAUUUUUUAUUUAUUUACUGCCUAUCAAGAGGCAAAAGGCCUCCUGCGGGGAGGGGGGCUGGGAUUAAAAAUGUAGGACAAAACACACAUCACGACAAGACACCACAACACCACAUAAAGAGAGACCUGAGACAAACACAGCAUGGUUGCAAGACAUGACAACAACACGGGAACAACAUGGAAAAAUAUUGUUAAGCACAGAAACAGCACAAAGGGCAAAAAGGUAGAGACAACAAUGCAUCACGUGAAGCAGCCACAAGUGUCAGUAAGAGUGUCCAUGAUUGAGUCUUUGAAUGAAGAGAUGGCGAUUAAAACUUUCCAGUUUGAGUGUUUUUUGCAGCUUGUUCCAAUCGCUAGCUGCAGCGAACUGAAAAGAGGGGCGAAUUGGGGAUGUGUGUGCUUUGGGGACCUUUAACAGAAUGUGACUGGCAGAACAGGUGUUGUAUGUGGAGGAUGAGGGUUGCAGUAGGUAUCUCAGAUAGGGGGGAGUGAGGCCUAAGAGGGUUUUAUAAAUAAGCAUCAACCAGUGGGUCUUGCGUCAGGUAUACAGAGACAGGGAGACCCAUGGGGCGGCGCACAAUUGGCCCAGCGUUGUCCAGGUUAGGGGAGGGAAUGGCCGGCAGGGAUUUGGCUCAGUUGGUAGAGCAUGGCGUUUGCAACGCCAAGGUUGUGGGUUCAAUUCCCACGGGGGGGCAGUAUAAAAAAUAAAAAAUUAAAAAAUAAUGUAUGCACUCACUAACUGUAAGUCGCUCUGCAUAAGAGCGUCUGCUAAAUGACUAAAAUGUCAAAUGUAAUGGCCAGUUUACAGAGGAGUAUAGAGUGCAGUGAUGUGUUCUAUAAGGAGCAUUGGCGGCAAAUCUGAUGGCUGAAUGGUAAAGAACAUCUAGCCGCUCGAGAGCAACCUUACAAUGGUGACAUCAUUUGAGACCUUUUUAAGGUUGCAGUGACACAUCCAUAACCUGAGCAGAAACCAGGUUGCAUACCAGAGAGAAUACUAUAGACAUCAAAGCCAGUCAGUUGAUUAUUGAUACAUUUUUCAAACACUUUUUAUAAACAGGGCAAGAUAGAAAUUGGCCUAUAACAGUUAGGAUCAGCUUGAUCUCCCCCUUUGAAUAAAGGACGCACCAUGGCUGCCUUCCAAGCAAAGGGAACCUCCCCGGAGAGGAGAGACAGGUUAAAAAGGUGAGAGAGAGAGGCUCGUCGACGAUAGGGGCUGCAACCUUAAAGAAGAUAGGAUCUAAACCAUCUGACCCAGAUGUUUUUUGGGGGUGAAGUUUAAGGAGCUCCUUUAGCACCUCAGACUCGGUGACUGCCUGCAGAGAGAAACUUUGUUGCAGGGCAGGGGGAAAAGAGGGCGGAGCAUCAGGGCUAGUCACAUUAGAAGGGCUGGGAGAUUAGGAAAUGUUGGACGGGCAAGGAGGCAUGGCUGAGUCAAAUAAGAAUCCUGACUUAAUGAAGUUUUUAAAGAGCUCAGCCAUGCGCUCCUUGUCAAUAACAACCACAUCAUCAACAUUAAGGGACAUGGGCAGCUGUGAGGAGGAGGGUUUAUUCUCCAGGUCUUACACCGUUUUCCUGAACUUCUUGGGGUUAGACCCACAGAGUGAGAAGUGCUCCUUAAAGUAAAUAAAUGUGGCUUUCCCAAUAGCCUGAGUGCACUUAUUUCUCAUUUGCCUGAACAACAGCCAAUCAGCCUGAGUGUUUGUGUGCCGAGCCUUUCGCCAAAUGGUGUUCUUGAGGUGGAGUAACUCUGCUAGAUCACUGUCGAACCAGGGGCUGAACCUAUUUUUAGUAGCCUUUUCUGGGUGUUGGGAGUCAUAAUAAUCUUUUAGAGAUUUAGGGAGUCCCAUUGUUUUAGGACUUGGUCAUGUGGUUUAAGCAUGUCCCAGGUUAGGUCACCUAGCAGGACAAAUUCAGACUUUGUGUAAGGGGCCAAGAGAAAGCUUAGUGCAGGUAGGGUACAAGCCGGUGCUGAUGGUGGACGAUAACACCCAGCAACAGUAAACAAAGCUAUUUGAAAGCUUAAUGCGUAAAACCAGCAAAUCAAAUUGUUUGGGGACAGACUUGGUGGAGACAACCGAGCACUGAAGGUGUUCCUUGGUAAAGAUUGCCACUCCACCACCUUUGGAAGAUCUGUCUUGCCGAAAAAGGUUAACAUCAGUGUUCAGAACACUCUUUCUAACCACGUCUCAGUGAUGACCAACACAUCUGGACUGGAGCUGUGAACCCACACUUUCAAUUUAUCCAUUUUAGGUAAUAAGCUUCUAGAGUUAAAGUGCAGAAAACCUAGGCUUUUACAAGAGCAGAAAUCAGUGAAGCAGAAAUUGGAGCACAAGUCAGUUUGGGCUAGCAACAGUAGACAUGCACAUUUCCAGAUAUCAUCAGCAGUAAUACAAUCGGGGCACGGCAGAGGACAGGGAAAGCUUUGCAGUGUUGAUUUUUUGUGACAUCUGAAUGUGCAUCAGAUGGCAACAAGAUCAUAUUGUACAGCAAUUUCAUCAGGUAAUAUGAAUACAAAGCUGGCGAGAGGUAGUUAGAAUAGGAUGGGAGGCCAGAGUCACGACUGUUGGGAACAAACAUGGUCUGUCCCGCGGUCGGGUAAACAAGUAAGUUCAUAGACAACAAAGAGUCAUGGAGCAAAUGGCAUAAAGCAUAAGAAAAAAAUAAAACCGCUUGGGGUUAGACAUUGUAAGUUCAAAGAGCCACUCGUACCAACAAAAUAACGUGAGAGAGUAGCUCUGAGUCCAGUAGGCUAUACAAGUCUGAGAUAAAAGAAAUAGUAGGCCUAUACUAGUUCAUUAAAGCUCACAAGCUUCAUAAGUUAAUUAGCCUACAUAAAAUUCAGAUCAGUCCAAAGUGUGCAGUGUGUGUGUGUGUGUGUGUGUGUGUGCUGGAAGCGAGCGAAAGCUAGGGAGAGAGGGGGGAGUGUGGCGAGGUACCUGUACCAGACAGUGGGAGACAGGCCAGGGCAGACGGGGAGCAUAUCGCCAGGUGGGAUCCAAGCAGCAGUGCAGCAGGCAACGGGAGUAGGUGAAACUCAAUAUUAGGAAGGUGUUUCUGAUGUUAAGUUUACUCAGUGUACAUACGCCACUAUGGGUUUCUUCACUGUACCAAUCCAAAAACAGAUUAAAUGGAUCGCUCUGUUAUGUGUCGAGCCAUGUCAUCGUGGAAUGGUCUGCCGCCAGAGGUUACUCAGGUCAAAAGCAAGUUUUAGCUUUAAAAUACAUUAUCACAGCGCCUCUCCUCAUAUGAGUAUGUAUAUAUGAAUAGUGUGUAAGUAGUAUUUUUGUUGUGUCUUUCCAAUAUAUCACUUAUUUUUAUUUAUUUAAUGUAAUCUUGUGUUCUAGUCUAUAACUGUUCUGUACUUUGUUGUGUAUUUGUACAUUUUAUGUAGACCCCAGGAAGAGUAGCUGCUGCAUGUGCAGUAGCUAAUGGGUAUCCUACUUAAACUAAACAUACACAUAGCCAAUGAAGAAGAGGGUUCUGUUUUAGUAUUGAGUAUGAGUCAGGUGAUUGUAAUUGAACCUAAUGAUUUUAAAGCCAUCUUUGAUUUCUUACACUUACAAUGUUCUAAAACAUGCAUUUCCUUUUUUUCUACAUGCAUUUCCUUUUUUUCUGUGUAGAGGAGCUGUCUCAUUGAAUGACUGAUGUGGAUUUUGUGUGUGCAGGAAAAUGACAUCUUCUUGGGCUGGGAGAAGGGAACUGGGAAGAAAUGGGGCAAGAGUAAGAAGAAAGGAGGAGGGACGGACCUAAGUCUGGAUGAGAUAAAGAAGCAAGCCGCCGUGCAAUGUCUGCGUUCUGCAUCUGAUGAAGUAAGUGCCGUUCCACCCCAGUGUCGCCACAAAUCUCUUCACCCAAUGUUUUUGUGCGUGUGGUCUACUCACAGCAUUGCUCAUGCACUCCUGAGAAAUUGAAAUGAUACAUUUCACUUAUAUUGACUCUUUGAAGCUUGAAUAUUUAGGAGCAGUUGCAUAGACUGAUAGUUGGUACAGCAGUUCAGUGGUUAUUUUGACACACACCAGCUUGUAAGCUACAAAGCUGAAUAUGUUGAGUAAUUGAAGAAUGGUAGAAGCAUGUACACUGCCUUCAGAAAGUAUUCAUACCCCUUGACUUAUUCCACAUUUUGUUAUGUCAUGUGCCUUUUUCUCAAGAGUGGCUUCCAUCUGGCAGGUUCUACCAUCUCAGCCAACUAACUCUGUAGUUCUGUCAGAGAGUUCAUUGGGUUCUUGGUCACUUGGUUCCCGGUUGCUCAGUUUGGUUGGAUGGCCAGCUCUAGGCAGAGUCUGGGUAGUUCCAUAUUUUGAGACCAAUGUGCUCUUGGAACCUUUCAACACUCUAGAAAUUGUUUUAUACCCUUCCCCAGAUAUAUUCCUCAUCACAAUGCUAUCUCAGAGAUCUACGGACAGUUCCUUGGACUUCAUGGUAUAGUUUCUGCUCUGACGUGCAGUGCAUUUGGACAGUAUUCAGACCCCUAGAUAUUUUUCCACAUUUUGUUACGUUACAGCCUUAUUCUAAAAUAGAUUAAAUUGUUUUUUUCCCCUCAUCAAUCUACACACACUACCCCAUAAUGACAAAGGAAAAACAGGUUUGAAUACAUUUUAGCAACAAAAUAAAAAAUAAAAAAACUAUCACAUUUACAUAAGUAUUCAGACCCUUUGCUCAGUACUUUGAAGCACCUUUGGCAGCGAUUACAGCCUCGAGUCUUCUUGGGUAUGACGCUACAAGCUUGGCACACCUGUAUUUGGGGAGUUUCUCCCAUUCUUCUCUACAGAUCCUCUCAAGCUCUCAGGUUGGAUGGGGAGCGUCGCUGCACAGCUAUUUUCAGGUCUCUCCAGAGAUGUUAGAUCGGGUUCAAGUCCGGGCUCUGGCUGGGCCACUCAAUGACAUUCAGAGACUUGUCCCGAAGCCACUCCUGCGUUGUCUUGGCUGUGUGCUUAGGGUCGUUGUCCUGUUGGAAGGUGAACCUACGCCCCAGUCUGAGGUCCUGAGUGCUCUGGAGAAGGUUUUCAUCAAGGAUCUUUCUGUACUUUGCUCCGUUCAUCUUUCCCUCGAUCCUGAUUAGUCUCCCACUGAAAAACAUCCCCACAGCGUGAUGCUGCCACCACUAUGCUUCACCGUAGGGAUGGUGCCAGGGUUCCUCCAGACGUGAAGCUUGGCAUUCAGGCAAAAUAGUUCAAUCUUGGUUUCAUCAGACCAGAGAAUCUUGUUUCUCAUGGUCCGAGAGUCCUUUAGGUGCCUUUUGGCAAACUCCAAGCGGGCUGUCGUGCCUUUUACUGAGUAGUGGCUUCCGUCUGGCCACUCUACCAUAAAGGCCUGAUUGGUGGAGUGCUGCAGAGAUGGUUGUCCUUCUGCAAGGUUCUCCCAUCUCCACAGAGGAACUCUGGAGCUCUGUCAGAGUGACCAUCGGGUUCUUGGUCACCUCUCUGACCAAGGCCCUUCUCCCCCGAUUGCUCAGUUUGGCCGGACGGCCAGCUCUAGGAAGAGUCUUGGUGGUUCAAAACUACUUCCAUUUAAGAAUGAUGGAGGCCACUGUGUUCUUGGGGACCUUCAAUGCUGCAGAAAUGUUUUGGUACCCUUCCCCAGAUCUGUGCCUCGACACAAUCCUGUCUCUGAGCUCUACAGACAAUUCCUUCGACCUCAUUGCUCGGUUUUUGUUUUGACAUGCACUAUCAACUGUGGGCCCUUAUAUAGACAGGAGUGUGCCUUUCCAAAUCAUGUCCAAUCAAUUGAAUUUACCUCAGGUGGACUCCAAUUAAGUUGUAGAAACAUCUCAAGGAUGAUCAAUGGAAACAGGAUGCACCUGAGCUCAAUUUGAAAUCUCAUAGCAAAGGGUCUGAAUACCUAUGUAAAUAAGGUAUAUCUGUUUUUAAUUUUUUAUAAAUUUGCAACAUUUUCUACGCCUGUUUUCACUUCGUUAUUGUCGGGUAUUGUGUGUAGAUUGAGGAUUUUUAUUUAAUCAAUUUUAGAAUAAGGCUGUAACGUAACAAAAUGUGGAAAGGGGGAAGGGGUCUGUAUACUUUCCGACUGCACUGUAUACUGGCAACUGUGGGACCUUUAUAUAGACAGGUGUGUUUAUUUUUAAAUCAUUGCUAAACAAUUGAAUUGGCCACAGGUGAACUCCAAUCAAGUUGUAGAGACAUCUCAAGGAUGAUCAAAGGAAAUUGGAUGCACCUGAGGAAGACCCUCAGUCAAACCAUUAUCAUCAUAUGAUACUUGGCAUUGGCCAGCCUUAUUUUGUGAUUUGCUCUCCAGGAUUUUCACAGCCAGUGUGAUAUAAUGAGAGUUUACUUGCAAGGUUGGAUUGAGGUCAGCAGAGUGAAGAAUUGUGAACCAGUGGAAAGACUCCCAUUUGCACUCACACUGUUACACUCAGUAUUGAGAUAAUGUUAUGGGUGACCUUGCAGAGGAGUCAUUGCAUGUAAGCGAGUGCACAGUUUAAUAAGCCUGCAUUAAAUUAUUUCUGUGCCCUUUUUCCAAGCAAAAUCUGAAAGAAUUUGCUGACAUUUUCCUUAGUGGUUGGUUGGCAGUAGUAUACUAUCAAAGGCAGCCCGUAGUAGAGCGAGCGUUUGAGGGCUGGGAUAGAGCUGGAGGGCGUAUAGGGGGAAGGGUCUGCAAGGUAGAGGAGGAGUGUGCUGCUCUCUGGGGACUGGACUCUGCGGUCAAUUUUUUUUUAACCAGCACAUGCUGCACGGGAUUGCAGCACAGAGAGCAGAGUGCGUGCGUGUUGCCCGUCAGCUGACUGGCAUUAGCACAAUGAUGCAAGAGGAAACACAGGGCCAGGGGAGAAACUUUGCUUUUUGCUGGGAGGCAUGGUAAGGAAUGUCACUUUCUGUCAGAAAGAGAGCGAGAGAAGGGAGAGUGUGUAAAUUACACAUUUUGGGACUAAUCUGGCCCUGGAUGUUGUGGUGGAUAUAGCAGUCCUCACCGAAUGCAGAUGCUUUUCUGACUUUGCCUAUUGCCUACUGGUCUGUUGAGGCAUUUUGACAUGGCUGUCUUUAUGUAGACCAGAUCGUAGCAGGCCUUGUUUGCAGCAAAACAGAUCACGUCAUCUUUGUUCAGCGAGUAAAAUCUCAAUAGGUAUAAGGAAGAAGUAGGUGUCUGAGAGGUCUUUGUUUGUCUAAUGCCUGAUGUUUUGUAAGUGUUUAGAUGGAAAGACAGGUGGUGGAUGUUCAGGCUAUGCUUAGUCAUUUUUCUCAUGCAACAUUUCUCCCUCUUAGCUACAUUUAAUCAGUGUUUUACACAAGUACAUAGAGGAGCCAGCCAAAUAGAAAAAGUAGCCAGCCAGGCAUCCCUGGGUUUGAAUUCUUCUGCAGAAGGAGCUCUAUUUUGGUGGCCUCUGGUACAUUCUAAUGCCUUGAUUCCAUCUGAGAUACACAGCGAAAUAAUUGAAUGCUUUGUUGAGUUUAUUUCCCAGACUGGGAACAUUUGUUGUGGUAUUGUGUAGAAAGACAUGACUAUACAAUUUAAAUUACUGAAAAUGUAUGAAUUCAGUGUGAUGUUAGUUGUUUUUGAUAUUGUCUAGGCCUAUAUGAUCUGGACUAUUUUCUAAGUAAGAGAACAUUAAACCUUUUAACAUUUUAACCUGUCUUCUCUUGAGAUUUAAAGUCAUAUUUACAGUUUUACUGCAAGAUAUAAAUUGCCACAAUGAUGUUUGUUCUUCAAAUUAUGUAUUUUAUUAAAACAGAAAAAUUAAGUAAAUAACCCACAUUAUCAAGUUACAAAAUUGAAUAUUCUAAAUCCACAAAAAUGCUUAAACCACAUCAGGCGACCAUCUGAGUGGCUGGUUGUACAACCGUUUAUCUGUUCUACUUUUUACUAUUGUUUCUAAAUUAUUUAAUUUAACAUACAAUAGUAAAAAGUAGAACAGAUCAAUGGUUGUACAACUGAACAUUAAGAAUCAACAGUGCCACAAAAUGCUGAAUGAUAUGGCUUAUUUACUAUAAGUUCAGGGCUCUAACGCUGACAUUUUUUACAAGUACAUAAGUAGAUAUUUAGGAGCACACAAAUAAAUGUAGGAGCACAAUGAAAUUGUGUUUUAAAUGAUAAGAAAUGACUAAAUUCAUGAAUAAAAUGUUUUUGGACUGUUCCAUGCUCUAUCGAGCACUAUUUACCCCAAAAUAUUUGAGUCAUUAGGUGAGUCAAAAAUGUUCAGCUGUCCCUUGUUAAGGGGCUGGCCAUUACCGUGGUAACGGCACUCCGUGUCUGUCGGAGAUUAUAUUCUCUGUCUGUACUACCAGCAGACAGUUGCAGCAAACUCAAACUAAUAUUGAAAAACAACCUAGCGUGUGAACAAAAUUAUAUACUGUAACUAGCCAAGAAACACGAGGACAAAGUCACACUUUAGUAGCCUUUCACGUCAAUUUGACCAAUUUAUACAUUUUGGGCUUUGGAUUUAAACAAAAAAACGGUUCCCAAAUGCUGUGUGUGACCACCCGUCAACGUGUCUGGUGAAAUAUACAUUCUUACCAGCCAAUACCUAAAUCUACCUGCAUUUGGCGGGUGUUAAUUUCCCACCCUGGAGACCAUGUUUGAGGUCUGGGAAAAAUCAAAGAAAUAUCGAUUUUUGGAUGUAGUUACCCUUUAAUUCAAGUGCACACCUAGCAAGAGGCUGUUUAGCUGUGUUUUUGUAGCACACAUGUGAUGGUAGUUUGCAAAACAAAUACCCACUGGAUUGAUCUAAAUAAUAAUGAUAACAUUCUGCCAGGUAAGCAUAGGCUACUUAGUAGUUAACGUUGUAAAGGUGCACUAUGCAGAAAUCGCUCUGCCAUUUCCUGGUUGCUAAAAUUCUAACAGUUUGUUUUAUUUCCGUUUAUGUGAAAAAACAAGCAAAUCGACCAAUUUGAAUGUGUAGAGAAUCAUUGUACUAUCUAAACCGCUGUGAAAUAUAUUUGAAACUUAACGGGAAGCAUAGAAAUAGCUCACACAGAACAGAUCUACCGCUUCUUAGACUUGCUUUCAAUUAGAAUGACAGAUCUAUAACUCACAUUUCUAUCUGAAUUUGGUCAGGUCGCCCAAAAAGUUAUAUAUUGCAGCUUUAAUUGAGAAAGUUUUUGGGAAAGCCUUUCCAUCUACCUAGAAGACUGUUUUCAUUAGCAUCAUCGCUAACAGCUACACAAAGUGGUAGAUGUGCGCACUGCACACACACACAGACAGGGGCAUUCUCAUUGCCUCUUCAGAAAGUUGCAGGAAAUACGAAUCACUGAUGCAUUCUGUUCAUGUCUUAUGAUUAACUUGGGCAAAUGAAUUAAUUUCAUACAUUUAGUUGAUUCCCUACUAAGGUUAAUACACGUUUAAAUAUUGUUGAAUUCCGUUAAUGCCAAGAUUCUGUGAGGGCCCUAAUUAUCUACUUGAGUAAUUAGCCAACUUGGCACCACGACUCCUCUUGGCUGGCUAUGUGAAACACACGAAAGAAAAUAAAUGUGUCAAAGAAAAUAAAUGUGUCAGAAAACAAUAAUUAGGCUAUUGGAUUGACUCAUCGUUACCACUUACAUUACAUGGGACGUGCAAAUUCACGAGCAUCAUGCUUUCUCUCCCUCCUCCGUGUAAAGAAAUUCAACUGCAACCAGAGAUCUGUAUAAAAUGACGAGAUGCUCACGUCUCCGCCCUAACAAUGGGAGUCGUUGUCCCAAAGGCGGGAAGGCAGGUGACAUGCUUAGGUCCAAAAUAAGCCCAUUGAAACACAUUGGGCUUAUUUUGGACAGAUUUUGGCCAGAGUGAAACCUCUCGCUUCACCUCUUCCUCUCUGCUGCGUUUCCCGGUCAUCGCUCGCUUUGUGACUGACAGGCACCUAUCCUAUCAAUAGAUCGCUAGAAGAUGCAUAUCGUUCAUUCUAGUGAGAGAGGGCUCGACGGACUAUCUAAUUGAAACUUUAAAAUGAAAAGUAGCCUAGUUAAUCUGAAAAUGUAGCCGGCUAAAAAUGUGUGUGUAACCGGCUGAUUUAGUCAUCAGACGGCGCUAAUGGAAAACACUGAUUUAAUAUAGUCAUGGUAGAGCAUGCCCGUGCUGACAGUCAGCUGGUUAGACUUCUGUCAGCCCCAUGUUAAUACCCUCUAGUCAGUGUUACAAUGGGGUCGAAGUUGCCUUUAAAAAAAGCUUAUGUUCAAACCCCCAAGUGUUAUUGUUGGAAACAUCCUAUCACUUUAUGAGUGGUCUGAAAGAAGCAAAUGUUUUAUUAAUGUUCAUUCACUGCUGUUUCAUACACAGGUCUCAUUAGAUUAUUCUGUUUAGAUUCUCUUUGCUAGAUUAAUUCUUAAUGUUACAUAUUCUCCCUCCUUUUUUCCCCACAGAACUCUGGAAUUGAGAGCCUGGUCGAGGAGCUUUGCUCCAAACUCAAGGACAUCCAAAACAAACAGAAAGGUUUGUGUCUUGGGUUUAUACAUUUGUAUGCCCUGUUGUAACAAACUAGUAAAUAUAAAAACAUUUCAAUGAUAACGCUCCUUCUUAUCAUAUUGCUUAUAAUUCUUCACAGAAGAAAAAUGGCUCCACAAAAAAUCGGAUGGAUCUCAGUCUCCUGAACAAGUUGAGUCCCCUUCCUCAAAGGACCAGGUGGAAAUGUACGUUUUUACCCAUAACCACAAUAAUACUGUCCUGAGUAGCUGGCACAACUAUGCAUAGUUGAUUUAGUUUUAUGCCCAUUAAACAUGUGCUCAUUCAUUUUAUGAUUGCUCUUAAUUGACAAAGUUUUCUCUCAUUGUUGUUGCAGGUAUUAUGAAGCCUUUCCUCCUUUGUCAGAGGGAUCUGUUUGUCUCCAAGAGAUCAUGACGGUGUGGAACAAGGCUAAAGCCAGCGCUUACUCCGGCUCAUCAUCCUCUGCAGCCCCGCAGACCAGCACCGACACCUCCUCCCCAAAAGAUUGCAACAGUGAUGGUGAAGCUGCUAAUGAGAGAACCCCUGAGGCAUGCAACACUACCACUAACCCAACCAGCGAGAGAGCCCAGCAGCGACGCAGCAAGAAAGAGAAAGAGAACCGAUACCAUGGUGGCGCAACAGCGGAGGACCGAGCUGCCGUCCACAGCAAGAGGCAGGCGAGGCACAGGUCAGAGGGCAAGUAUCGGCCUCGCUCCUGGUCCUCUGGCUCUAGCGAGACUGGCUCGAGCUCCAGCGGGAACCAGGGCAACUCCAAAACGUCCAGCAGGAAAGCAGUCAGAAUCAGGCACAAGUCCAAGGAGGCGGGCAGCAGGAGUAAGAGGGGGCGCAACAGCGGACAAGUGAAGCUGGCUCUGAAGGCCAUCGACAAAGAGGAGCGUAGGAACGCUGGAGGAAGCAGCAGCAGCACCACUGGAGGCCCUGCAAGGCAAACACAGCUCUACAAAAAGGGGAAAAGACCGCUGAAGGAGAUUCGAAAAGAUCCAGGUUGGGGGGACGCAAAGGAGUCCGGAGCUGAUGCCAGCAAGAAAAAGGAGUACAUGGAGGAGCCCCUGUGGUACACAGAGCCCAUCACAGAGUAUUUUGUACCUUUCAGUAGUAGAAAGAGCAAACUGGAAACAAAGUACCGGAGUAAGGUGGACUCUCCAGAUGACUCAACUAUGUCCGCCGACUUGGAAAGGCUGUCUGAGAGAAUGCAAGGCAUCUACAUUGCCAACGCAAGCUUCCAGAGGGCGUAUCUGGCAGCGGGCACCUUCGUUGAUGGGCACUUUGUUGAGGUGCCAGGCGACGCAAACGAGGAGGCUAACGAACUCAAUGGGACCUCAAGCUGCCCUCCGCCCGAGGAUAGUAGAGAUUUAGAUGAUGACCAUCUGUCUGAAUUCACUCACUUCUAUGAAGUCGAUAUUUAUCAAUCCAUAUUGGAUCCUAGUGCCUCAGACUCAGUACAAGAGAGUCGGAUCUUGAGCAUGAUUAGACAGAAGAGCGAAGAGCAAAGAGACUUUGAGGCAGAAUGUUGUUUAGUGUUAGAUGGCCUUGAGCUGCAAGGGGAAAGUGCAAUAAGGGUGGACUGUCAGGAAGCUUUGGCAGCUGAUGGGUUCUUCAUGCAGGAUUUGGAAAACAUGGCUCAGGUCUGGGGAUGUUAUUCAUCCUCUAGCUCUGAAGAUAAAGAUGGAGAAAGCUUUGUCGGGGACUCUCCCGUUCAGCUCUCCCCCGCUUUGGACGGCGUUACAUUCACCAUCAGCACGCUGCCUGGAACCCUGGAGGAGCCUCAUCUCCCAGAAGCCACCAGCGAAGCGUCUGGUCUGAACUCCUCCUGCUUCUCUCUUUUUGAGCUGCAGUACGAUAGCCCCACUCUUCCUUUUCCCUGCGACUCACUCACCGUUGGUCACGAAAACAACACAGAUUCAAGUAGCUGUCUAGAACCACAUUGUAACAAGCAGUCUCGUUUGCUAAUAUGGACCAAAAAUAGUGCCUUUGAUGAAACUGAACACUGUUCAAACCUUUCAACGCGAACCUGCAGUCCAUGGUCGCAUUCGGAAGAGACACGUUCAGACAAUGAGCAAAUAAACGUUCAAACAGAGGAGUCCGCUCUAAUUGGCAAUGAAGAUAUUAAUUGUAUAAUCCUUCCUAUCUCUGGUACAUACCUAGAAGAAGAAAUCCUGGACUUUUUACAAGAAGACACCGGUCGCCAGUGCGAGGAGGCCAAUGUAGGCACGGUGUCCAAUCCGACCUUCGCAAAGAAAUCUAAAUUGGAGUCCAUUUGUGGAAUAGCGUUAGAACAGGACGAGAGCAAACAGUACGACGCUGGCAUGUUUUCAGAUGACACAAACCAACAGAGUGAUAACUACAGCUCAGGGAUAAUAAAGGACAUUUGGACAGCUAUCGGAGAUGGAGAUCCUGUACUAUCACUAGGAGGAGAGAAGCCAGGCGAGGGCUUGUUCUCCCAGGAGUCGAGUAGCUACCACUGCGGCUGUCUCGACAUGCAGGCAAAGGAAGUUGGUCCCAUCCAGGGGCCUCCGAAGAAGGCAGUGCAGCACUCUGAGUACCACCUGUGGGAAGGCAAGAAUGAAGAGCAGGCCCUCCUGGCCAAAAACGGGCUCUCAAAGAUGAAUGCUUCCGGGGAUUACAUGACGCCGUCCAAGCCUUGGGACGUGAACCCUGAGAAAGACAACACAUCGUUCAUCCUGGGAGGAGUGUAUGGAGAGCUGAAGACGUUCAGCGGUGACCAGGACUGGGCCAUGGUGCCACCCGGCGACGAGAGAGGCAGCCUGCUACAGUGUGCCGCUGCUGCCGCUUCGGCCUCUGGCUCAGACGUGGUCACCAUUGCUGGUACAGACGUGUUCAUGAAUACUGGCAGCUGCUUUGCCCCUGGCCACAAGCCCUUCUGGAGGCCGCUGGUCUCCUUCGGGCAGAGCGACCAGGCUACUAAAGGAGGUGGGGAAGGAUUGAAUAAGGGGUUUUCUUUAAUCUUCCAUGAAGAUUUACUCGGACCCUGUGCAGGCUUCCGAGGCGAGGAGCCAGGGCUCGACUACCCGUUUGCGUCCUUCGAUCUGAACAAUCCGUUCUCUCAAGUCCUCCACGUAGAGUGCUCCUUCGAGCCUGAGGACAUGGCUUCGUUCAGCCCGGGGUUCAAGCCCAAGUCUAUAUUGUGCUCGGACUCCGAGAACGAAGCUUUCCACCCACGGAUAUACGGCAUCAACCGGACCACCCAGUACAGGGCCAUCCGCAUCUCCCCCAGGACACACUUCCGACCCAUAUCCGCCUCAGAGUUGUCGCCUGGUGGAGGGAGCGAGUCGGAGGCUGAGUCCGAGAAAGAAGAGGAGAGGAGUUUUCCAGUCCUGGCCCCGCCGGACAUCUUCGACGACCCUCAGGCCGACCUCAAACCGCUGGAGGAGGACGCAGAAAACGAGGGCCCCUGCUAUGGGAAGUCAGAACUGGAAUCUGGUAAAUUCCUGCCCAGAUUGAAGAAGUCUGGCAUGGAGAAGAGUGCCCAGACCUCACUGGAUUCUCAGGAGGGCUCCAGCACCCUCCUGCCAAUCGCUGAGCAAGAGAUUUGCUUAGACUGUGAAAUGGCGGCCGCAGUUGGAGCAGCAACAUUGACGGCAAGCGGACGGAUGGACGUCCCAGUCAACAAGAUUCAAAAGGAAGAAUCUUGCAGAGAGAAGGAAGCCUGCAAAUGUGCAGCGGCUGGUCAGAGUCCCACAUAUGGGAAAACCUAUGACUUCAUUGAAGAUUUGCAUGAGGUAAGAAUCUUAUAAGAAUGUUUAGGUGGGUUGGAUCAGAAGUUACAUCAAAUUUUGACAAUGAAACAGUUUCCCCUGCGUUAGACUAAUACCUUCCCUUUCUUCUUUUUAGUUCCCUCUAUUAAAUAUUAGUGGACAGGGAGGAACUGGCAGCCAGCAAGAUGAGUGCUGGUGGCAGAACACACUCUGUUCCCCCCUUUUUCCCGGAUCUCAGUGUACAGGUAUGAUCAAUCAGAGUUAUGGUAAAUAUAUCUUAGGCCUACGGCUGAGAUGACUUUUUUAUUGGCUUACUUUAAAUUUGGAAGCUUUUUAUUUUUUUCAUUUGUUUGUCCCAACAGAUGCAGAUGGGUCAUAAAGUGGUCAUACAUUUUUUAUAUACAGUACCAGUCAAAGGUUUGGAUACACCUACUCAUUCAAGGGUUUUUCUUUAUCUUUACUAUUUUCUACAUUGUAGAAUAAUAGUGAAGACAUCAAAACUAUGAAAUAACACAUGGAAUUAUGUAGUACCAAAAAAGUGUUAAACAAAUCAAAAUAUAUUUUAUAUUUGAGAUUCUUCAAAGUACCCACCCUUUGCCUUGAUGACAGCUUUGCACACUCUUGGCAUUCGCUCAACCAGCUUCAUGAGGUAGUCACCUGGAAUCCAUUUCAUUUAACAGGUGUGCCUUGUUAAAUGUUAAUUUGUGGAAUUUCUUUCCUUCUUAAUGCGUUUGAGCCAAUCAGUUGUGUUGUGACAAGGUAGGGUUGGUGUACAGAAGAUAGUCCUAUUUGGUAAAAGACCAAGUCCAUAUUAUGGCAAGAACAGCUCAAAUAAGCAAAGAGAAACGACAGUCUAUCAUUACUUUGACUGACCUUCAUGUCUUAAUCUGGAAAAUGUCAAGAACUUUGAAAGUUUCUUCAAGUGCAGUCGCAAAAAUCAUCAAGCGCUAUGAUGAAACUGGCUCUCAUGAGGACUGCCACAGGAAUGGAAGACCCAGAGUUACCUCUGCUGCAGAGGAUAAGUUCAUUAGAGUUAACUGCGCCUCAGAUUGCAGCCCAAAUAAAUGGUUCACAGAGUUCAAGUAACAGACACAUGUCAACAUCAACUGUUCAGAGGGGACUGCGUGAAUCAGGCCUUCAUGGUCGAAUUGCUGCAAAGAAACCACUACUAAAGGACACCAAUAAGAAGAAGAGACUUGCUUGGGCCAAGAAACACGAGCAAUAGACAUUAGACCGGUGGAAAUCUGUCCUUUGGUCUGAUGAGUCCAAAUUUGAGAUUUUUGGUUCCAACUGCCGUGUCUUUGUGAGACGCAGAGUAGGUGAAGUGUGAUCUCCGCAUGUGUGGUUCCCACCAUGAAGCAUGGAGGAGAAAGUGUGGGGGUGCUUUGCUGGUGACAUUGUCUGUGAUUUAUUUAGAAUUCAAGGCACAAUUAACCAGCAUGGCUACCACAGCAUUCUGAAGCAAUACACCAUCCCAUCUGGUUUGGGCUUAGUGGGACUAUCAUUUGUUUUUCAACAGGACAAUGACCCAAAACACACCUCCAGACUGUGGAAGGGCUAUUUGACAAGGAGAGUGAUGGAGUGCUGCAUCAGAUGACCUGGCCUCCACAAUCACCUGACCUCAACCCAAUUGAGAUGGUUUGGGAUGAGUUGGACUGCAGAGUGAAGGAAAAGCAGCCAACAAGUGCUCAGCAUAUGUGGGAACUCCUUCAAGACUGUUGGAAAAGCAUUCCUCAUGAAGCUGGUUGAGAGAAUGCCAAGAGUGUGCAAAGCUGUCAUCAAGGCAAAUGACUUGAUGACAGCUUUGUGCACUCUUGGCAUUCUUUCAACCAGCUUCAUGAGGAAUGCUACUUUGAAGAAUCUAAAAUAUAUUUAGAUUUGUUGAACACUUUUUUGGUUACUACAUGAUUCCAUUUGUGUUAUUUCAUAGUUUUGAUGUCUUCACUAUUAUUCUACAAUGUAGAAAAUAGUAAAAAAUAAAGAAAACCCCUUGAAUGAGUAGUUGUGUCCAAAUGUUUGACUUGUACUGUACAACUACUUAGUUUAAACUGAAUUACAAAUAUUAAAAUGUGUAUCUUAGUUGCAAGUCAUCAGCAUUCACAGCCAGCAUAGUAAUUCCUAUAAGUGUCAGCUGUUCAGAGUGCUUUAGAAUAGAAAUACCUGUCAGCCAGGCCAACACCAGAGCACUCUCUCUCUCCCCCCAGUGACACCAUCUUAAAACAAGUUCCAGUUAACACAUUUUAAUCAGUGAUCUAAUACAAAACGUUUCAGUUUUGCUUUAAGCUGAGGAUAAAUUAACAAAUAGCCUGUGCACAAGCUCACUUGACUGGAGGCCAUCUUUCUCACCAACUGUCUUUAUUCCUGCAGGGAGCAGCAACAUCUGAUAACUCUAGCUCUGUGGAGAGGAAGCCUAUUGUCGAGAGGAUAUAACCUCUUCUCGUUUGACUGCACCUCUACUGGCAGAUAUGGGGGAGACCUCAGGACCGGGAAACCAAAGGCUUAUGGACAGAGGAACCUCCCCUCCACAUCCCAACCCUGCUGAUUUUCAUUUACUAACUUGAAUCGUGUGUAAUCAACAACCACAACAAAAAAAAGAGCGAAAAUAAUAGGAAAAACUCAAAAAAUAUGUUCUACAUGUCUUCAUGUGAUGCCAUAUCUGAAGACAUGCAUUUUAGAUUUGCUUUAGUUGAUUCUUCCAGACAUUAAUCUUCAUUAGUCACACUUAGAUAUAAGGGAAUAUUUUGUUUUUCCCUCUGUAGGUUUUUCCAACUUUCUUUUUGCUUUUAAACUAGGAUACUGGUAGUUGUGGUGUCCGAAUGGUUGUGC
Molecule: messenger RNA, 20198 nt
Organism: Coregonus sp. 'balchen'
Lineage: Eukaryota; Metazoa; Chordata; Actinopteri; Salmoniformes; Salmonidae
Source: the annotation of a GenBank genome assembly